Ambispora gerdemannii is the source of this 825-nucleotide messenger RNA. Lineage: Eukaryota; Fungi; Glomeromycota; Glomeromycetes; Archaeosporales; Ambisporaceae. The record is from the annotation of a GenBank genome assembly.
AUGCCCGUGUUCUCCAUUCCAAUGGUAUUCACUGACAAUAGUGACAUCACCGCCACCACCAACAUCGCCAUUUCAACAACAAAUACAAAUAAUAAUAUCAUUGCUGUAUCAGCAGCGACAGAAACAGAAGCAAACACUAACAAUCCCAACUCCCCUCUUAAUACUCAGGAGCAAAAAAAGUUUCAAGAGACAUUAAAGCAAGAACAAUUGAUAAAAAAAAGAAAGCAACGUUUAUCGUUGGCCACUGAAUUAUCGGCGGUUAGACUAUUUCCUUCUUCCACUUGUUCUCUUUAUUCUGGCUCAAAGUUUCGUGGUGAGCAGCGAAGUGGUAAAAGCAGUUAUGAGGUCGCGGUGCAUAUUCAGCAUGUUGAUCUCGCUGAAUCUUUUCUCUGCGGAUAUCUUCACAUAAAAGGCUUAACAGAAGAUUAUCCGGAGCUCACUACUUUCUUUGAAGCCGAAAUCAUUGGUAGAAAGCAUUCCUUUCUAACAAAGAAAUGGGAUGCAAAUGAGAAGAUAGACAAUCAACACUGGACAAAAUUCCCUGCGUAUAAACCAAUUCAAAAAUACAUGAAGAAGGAUAACUUCAUUUAUGAUUUUCACAACAAAGAUUUCAUGUUCAUGCGAUGGAAAGAGCACUUUUUGGUGCCUGAUCAUCGUGUGAAAACGAUUAAUGGUGCAAGUUUUGCGGGAUUCUAUUAUAUCUGUUAUCAAUUGAGCACGGGCAUCAUUACGGGUUUUUAUUUUCAUAAAAAUUCAGAAUGGUUCCAAGAAUUAAAGUUACAACACACGCCAGAAAACUCCUUCCCAUCAUUUGAAUUUCGAUGA